Capsaspora owczarzaki ATCC 30864 is the source of this 807-nucleotide messenger RNA. RefSeq lists its product as hypothetical. The record is from RefSeq and is a predicted model, not a curated record. Gene Ontology annotation, cellular component: mitochondrial inner membrane. Lineage: Eukaryota; Filasterea; Ministeriida; Capsasporidae. The transcript has 5 exons. The coding region runs from base 41 to 589 and encodes 182 amino acids. Gene Ontology annotation, biological process: inner mitochondrial membrane organization.
CUUUUUUUUUUUUUCUUUUUUUUCCGCAAUCUUCAAUCUUAUGGCACAAGAAAACAUGAGCGAAACUUCGUCAUCCGUGGGCGGCGAUGAUUACUAUGCAUUCAUCUCAGACACUGAGGACGUCGACCAGGCCGAGCUCGAGCUUGAUGAGGCGCUCAACGAGUCUGUCAGCGUCGUUGUAAUUGAUCAACAAGAGUUGGGCAAGGCUAUUGCAGCUGCCAUCCGCGUGGGCAACUUUAUGCACAAGGCAUCGGUGCUGUCUGGACUUGCAUGCUUGGGCACCGGCUUGCUAUCGCGGUGGCUCCGAUUGAACUUUUGGGGUCUGACCUUGCCGGCCGGCGUUAUCAGCGUGACCUGUGCGCUGUUCUACGAUCUUUCAUGGAGGACAGAUCCUUGCUGCAAGUACCAGGUCGACUGGAAUGGACUCGAGUUUCAAAACAUUCCCCUGGAACGACUACAAUCAACAAACCCGGUAGUGCUGGUGCGACGAGACGAUACUAUCCGCAAACGCCUUCACAACAUUGUGUCGUUCUCGUCGGCCGUAUUUUGUGGUGCACGUCUCUUCCAAGCAGUCCGUGCUCGGAAGUAGCGUGUGUUGAUUGUGCUGAUCCUUUGUUUUUGUUGUUGAUUUUUUUUUUUGUUGUUGUUGUUGAUGUUUUUGUUGUUGUUGUUUUUGUUUCCAUUGUAGACUGAAUGGAUGUGCCUGUCUGUCUGUCGUGCUGCCAUCCCUUCUGUUUGCCGUUCCGAUGGCCUCUAUUUUUCAUUUUUCAAAAUGCACCAAUGUACUCCAAUGAUUAUUGUCGCCCA